Messenger RNA from Pseudogymnoascus destructans, 3179 nucleotides. RefSeq lists its product as uncharacterized. Gene Ontology annotation, cellular component: nucleus. Lineage: Eukaryota; Fungi; Ascomycota; Leotiomycetes; Thelebolales; Thelebolaceae. The transcript is spliced from 3 exons. The record is from RefSeq and is a predicted model, not a curated record. The coding region runs from base 258 to 3179 and encodes 973 amino acids. Gene Ontology annotation, molecular function: ATP hydrolysis activity; ATP binding; DNA binding.
GUCUCUGUGGACAGGCAGUGAUCAACGAGCAACGACGAUAAUUAUAACGAAUACCACGUAGACCACUUAACGGACUGCUACCCAUCUUCUCCUUUCUUGCCGACUACAUCUGAGCGACAACAGGUUAUUCAGCACCGUUCUUGGAAGCUUGAAGAGGUCUUCCUCGGCGACUAGGACUACCCGCUUGUAACUCCAGUGCAAUCCCGAAUCAUAAAGAACACGGCCCAAAUCGCACAAUCGUCGUCACCCCUAAAUACAUGCCCUCUUUACUCUCUUCGCCGGUGGCGUAUCCUCUGACAUCUUCCCCUCCUGCCGCCAAACGGCCUCUGCCAGCCGAAGCACCUACAAGCCGACCUAAGAACCUUGGAGCCUUUGUUGAUGGCGAUUCGGACGACGAGGAGGAUGACUUUCGGAUUGACGAGCCCGCAGCAAAGCGGCGUAUGCUUGAAGCAGACAAGCUGUUGCCGAAUUCCCUCGCCAAACCUUCCCGCAUAACAGAAGACGACAAUGAUGACCUAGUUGGAGCAUCUACGGGUUAUCAGGCGCAUACGGAUAUUUUCAAUGCACCAGUCUUAAAUAAGGACCAAGAACAAUUGUAUUCGCCAAUUAUGCCGUCUUUCCUACGCAAGUCUGCUGGUCUGAAAGAGGGAUAUACCUGCUCUGGCAAAAUGCUCAACAUCAAGCAGAGGCAGAAAACUGCUGCUGUGCCUUAUGAAGAAAUGGUCGCAGCAAGAUCAACGACAAAAGCUGGGAGGGCAAAGAAGAGUUACUACGGAAUAGACAUACACCAGCUGGUUGAAGACGCCACAAAAGAAAUCCGACAGAAGAAAACGGAAAAGCCUGUUGCGCCAGAAGUUCCACUGCCAUCCGUGGAACCGGUGUACCAUACUAGGCGGACACCAAUGUGGACAGAGAAGUAUCGGGCACGCCGCUUUUUCGACCUUGUCGGCGAUGACAGAACACAUCGCGACGUUCUGCGCUGGCUUAAGGGGUGGGAUCCCAUUGUCUUCCCGCGAUCCGGGAAGCCAAAGCCAGUCUUGUCCAAGAAGCCUGGGAUGCACGGCGAGCAGGAAGAGAAGCCACACCGAAAGAUUCUUCUCCUUACUGGGCCACCGGGGCUUGGUAAGACUACACUGGCCCAUGUCUGUGCUAUGCAAGCGGGCUACGAGAUUAUGGAGAUCAACGCGAGCGACGACCGAAGCGCAAAUGUGGUCAAGGGCAGAAUACGUACCAGUGUUGGCACAGAAAGUGUCAAGAAUGUCGGCGCAAAGCCAAAGGAUGGCCACAAACCCAAAGCAGUUCGGCCUGUUUGCGUGGUAGUUGAUGAAGUCGACGGGGUUGUAGGAGGGUCAGGCGGCUCAGGGGAAGGCGGUUUCAUCAGGGCGCUGAUUGAUUUGGUUCAGCUGGACGCAAAGAAUGCUGUGCCCAGGGCUACAGUGGCUAAACCGGGCAGGAAGAAGAAGGAAGACGAUUUCUUCCGCCUUUUACGGCCAAUGAUUCUUAUCUGCAACGACGUCUAUCAUCCUUCACUCAGACAACUUCGCCAGUCCUCUUUUGCGGAAGUAAUCCACAUCCGGAAGCCACCCAUUGACGCCGUUACUGCACGCAUGAAACACGUCUUUGAGAAGGAAGGUGUGGCUUGUGAAGCUGAUGGAGUUCGCAGACUCUGUGAAGCAACAUGGGGCCUAUCCCCCGGUCCCGAAGCCAAGUUCGAAUCUUCAGGCACAGAAGGUGAUCUUCGCAGCGUUCUCGUCGUUGGCGAAUGGGUAGCCAGGAAACUAAAAACCGACACCAGCAGCAAGCCAAAACUGACCAAGAAAUGGGUCGAGGCCAAUAUGGCUAGCAUGCUAGGCUAUGGCGGCGGAGGCACUCGCGGUGUUGUAUGUGGCGGAGCCAAAGAAAUCGUUUCUCGCGUCUUCCUCACCGGCGCAGGGUUCCCCAAGCCUACCAUGUCGGCGAACGCUUCCGCGAGGCCCAAGGAUGCUAAGAUGCCCCGUGAGAGGCUUCACACCGCCGAAGUUGCGAAGAAGGCGGGCAUGGAACGGAUCCGCGAGAUGGUUGAUACGAGUGAUGAGUCUGAUCGCAUCAUGAGCGAUAUCUUCAGCACAUACCCCACGCAACCCUUCAACGACGAUUCAAUCCUUUCGAAACCAGACGCGGCGCAUGAAUGGUUCCACUUCUACAACGCGUGCAGUAAGGGAGUGUAUCAAGAGCAGAGUUGGGAGUUGAUGCCUUACCUCAGCCAGCCCAUUUUGGCGUGUCACAACCUAUUCGCAAGCUCGACGAGACGGCCUGUUCAGGAAUAUGAAAAGAAGAGAACAGAUGACGAUGGAGAGGCGGAGGUGGAAAUCCCAUUCACUGGCCCUAGAGCAGAUUACGAGGCGACUGAGGCGAAGAAGCUGAAUCGUGCAAUGCUGGUCGAACUACAAGACAGCCUGCGGGAUGAGCAUCAUCUCUUCAGAGAGCAGAACGCCACGCUUCUCCGAUCAUUCAGGAGCCCGGAAGAUAUGGCGACAGACUUACUGCCUUACCUGGUCCGGAUUCUCAGCCCAGAUGUGAAGCCGGUUGUCGUAGGCGGCAGUGGAGAUUCCAAGGGCAUCGCGAGCGUCAGGAAAGAAGGCGAACGCGAGAUGGUGAAGCGCGCUGCGGAUGUCAUGGCUUCCAUCGGCGUCACCUACCAGCGCGGGAAGCUAGAGGGGGAUUUCGGAAGUAGAGGCACACAGUGGGUGUACAGGAUGGAGCCACCCUUGGAUACCCUCGUCGACUACCCCACCGCAGGCUCCGAAUCCUCCUUCUCCUCCGCCGCCCCCAUCCGCUACGCCGUCCGCCAAGUUCUCGACCAGGAAUACCAGAAAGCCAUGAAACUAAUGGCCAACGCCACGCGACAGAUGCGGUUUAAGGAGGGGAACCUUCUGGGCGAGGAUACGACGUAUACUUUUAAAACGGGGUAUGGGGGGAAACCUAAGCCGGUGGAUACGCAUGAGAAUCCGCUGAAGGUUAAGAAGGAUUUCUUUGGGGGGGUGCUGAGUGUUAGGGCUGGGCCGUUGGGGGAGGUGGAUGGGAAUGCGCAGAGGCUGAAGGGGGAGGGGGAGAAUAAGGUUUGGGUUACGUAUCAUGAGGGGUUUUCGAAUGCGGUGAGGAAGCCGAUUACGCUUGAGGGGUUGUUGGGGGGGUUGUAG